AUGCGGACGGUUCUUCUUCUACUUUUUGCUUCGGCGAUCGAGUUCUCGGAACAAGGAAAACUGAACCUGCUGAAUGCUCAUAAUGAAUACCGUUCGAAACUUGCUCUCGGCCAAUUUUCGGUUCGAGGAGUCAAGAAACCAGCUGCUAGUCGAAUGAGGAAGAUGUCAUGGAGUGAUAAAUUAGCGGUUCCCGCUGGAAAGUUUGCUGAAACAUGUCCCAAAAACCAUUCUGAAGUGAAGCAAAUUGGAGAAAAUAUCUUCUGGCAUUACUCGAACACGUUCAACACUCCGGAAGAAUAUGGAACUCAAGCUCCUCAAAAGUGGUGGCAAGAGUUCGAGACAAACGGAUGGGAUUCAUUGAUCUAUAAUCACGCAACUCAAAGAUUUCAAAUCGGACACGCCGUCCAAAUGGCUUGGCAUGAAACGAGUAAAGUUGGAUGUGGAUAUGCAAAAUGUGGAAUGGGAACUUCUGAUCAGACUCUUGUAGUCGUUUGCCGUUAUUACAAAAAGGGAAACAUGGAGGGAGAAUCGAUUUAUGAAGAGGGAGCAACUUGCUCGAAAUGUCCAGAAGAAUAUCAGAAGUGUCCGUUUGGAUUGUGUGAGAAAGAAGGCGUUGACACUGAUUGA
Caenorhabditis remanei is the source of this 627-nucleotide messenger RNA. RefSeq lists its product as uncharacterized. The record is from RefSeq and is a predicted model, not a curated record. The transcript has 5 exons. NCBI's taxonomy places the organism in Eukaryota, Metazoa, Nematoda, Chromadorea, Rhabditida, Rhabditidae. Bases 1 to 627 code for a protein of 208 amino acids.